AUGGCGUUAAAGUGGUCUACUGUUGACGAGAUACGAUUGCUCAAAUGGGUGGCGCAGUUUAAGCCCGCCGGAAUUCACAAGCAUUUUCAUAUGAGAUGUAUAUUGGAAAGAAUGAACAAUCCCGAUGAGUACCCAGUGACACUGCUGCAGAAUACCGAACCCAAGAAGAUAUUCACAGCCCAAGAAGUUUGGGAAAAGCUACUAGAGUAUUAUGAUCUCGAGGAAGCUGAUAAGGUCGAAAAUAUGACAUUAGAUAACACCGAAGAUCAGAAUGAAGGCGUGGCGCUUGAGCGACGAUUGCAGGAACAAGAAGAGUUCUCCCUUCCCUGGAGCGAAUAUAGCGAGCUAAUGCUCCGAAAUGCCAAGGAACCCGGUACAGAUGGCCCGGGUGAAGAAGUUUCGGUGCUUGACCGGAGCGAUCAUAGUUACGGAGAAGCAGAUGGGGGUUCAACCAAUGCAGGUUCUACUGGUGGAGUCAAAAAUACGACGCGAAAAAGGGCUACAAGGAGACUCACGCGAAGAACUAGAAGCCAGCCUGGGGCUGGGAUAGAUGAUGAAGGCAUGGAAUCGGUUGGAAAUGGUGAUAUUGGCGCCCAGGAAGCACAGGGCGAUCAAACGCGAAGUGAUAGAGAAGGCCAAUUAUCCGAGUCGGAAAAAGAAGAGGCUGUAGAAGAGGAAGAUGAAGAGCUCGAGGGCUUGGUUGCAGACGAAGGCGAACAGCCGAACACUAAGAAGCCGCGUACAAGAUCACAGAUAGGUGACAUUCCACCUGCAGAAGCAGCAACCCCUAUAGUUGGCUCACCGUCCUCUCCUGCCACAAGGACAAGGAAGAAGGCCCCAAAUCCGCCAGUUAGACGCAGAUUGAGGAACAGAAAGUAA
Molecule: messenger RNA, 879 nt
Organism: Eremothecium sinecaudum
Lineage: Eukaryota; Fungi; Ascomycota; Saccharomycetes; Saccharomycetales; Saccharomycetaceae
Gene: EAF7
Product: Eaf7p
Exons: 1
Coding region: 1-879 (292 amino acids)
Biological process (GO): regulation of transcription by RNA polymerase II
Cellular component (GO): NuA4 histone acetyltransferase complex; nucleus
Source: RefSeq, a predicted model, not a curated record